GUUUACAUCCGGGCAUCUGUCGCCACAGCAAACAUCUUCCAUGUUGAAUUUUUUGAAAUCUUUCGAAUAAACUUGAAAUUUAGGAGACAAUACAGUAAAAGAGCAGGAUGAGUCAGGGCAAUGUCAGCUCUAUUAUGGGGGAUCUGGGAUGGGAUGAAGGCUUUUCUAUGCCUGUGGCCAAUACUGAAAACAAAUCUUUAGAAGAAUCAGUACAAAGAAAACAGAAAUCUAUAGUACAGAAUAAGAAUGAUCUUCGGGAGAAUGAAGACCGCGUCAAUGCCAUGUCAGAGCAUCUCAAAAAUGUACGGCAAGAGUUGCAACACACACAGGGUCUCGUCAAUGCUAGAAAGAAUGAAGCAGAGACUGAAGAUCAUAUGAGAAAGAUAGCUGAGCGUGAGGAGGGACGUCUCACACAGGAAGUGAAGCGACUCGAGAGGGACUUGGAGGACCUGAAAGAAAAGCGUAAUAUCUUUGAAAACAACAUAUUCAAGCAGACAGAGAGACUGGAGGAGAUGAAGUCUCAGAUGAAUUGGGACCAGCAGGCCCUGGAGGCAUGGCUAGAAGAAUCAGCAAGGAAGGAUGAGGAUGCUAUGACUCUACAGAAAUACUCACGUCAUGAUGAGGCUAAAGUCAAGGAACUCUCCCUCAGAAUAGAAAGACUCACAGAUGAAUCUGGUGAGAAGCGACGUCAACUGGACCAUGAGAUGACAUCAACACUGACAUGUCAGAUAGAGCUUGAUAAAACAGCUGAGGAGUUCCGCAAAGCACAUGCUGAGAGACAGGAGCUGAUAAAACAGUGGGAGUACACGAUAGAGCAGAUGCAGAAACGUGACAAAGAAAUGGACCUUCUUGCUUCACAACUUGCCAGAGUGAAGGCAGAAGUCAGGCAGCGUGAAGACAUGAUCAAAGAGAAACAACAAUUUCUCGAUAAUGAAGUUGAAAAUAAUCGAGAGCAAGAAAAGAAAAUCUCGCUCUCAGAACGAGCUGCUGCUAAACUGCGUAUAGAUUACCAGGAGGCUGAAACUACCCGCGAUCAGUUCCAGAAUGAACUUGAGGCUCUCAAAAGAACUGUUGAUCGAACAAAUGUAGAUCUAGAGUCAACACGCUCACAUGUAGCUCAGCUGAAGCGUGAUGUCAUAGAUAAAACCGAAAAGUUAAGGCAGGCACAAUUGAACAGAGAAAGACUCCAAGAGAAGCUAAAGAUGUGUAUAGAUGCAGAGAUGACUGCUGAAGAAAGAGCUGCUCAGAUGGAUGAACUCAUGCAAGAAGAAGAAAAGAACCAGAAGGAAAUUGAUACAGAACUAAAAAGACUCAGAGAACUACAGUUCAAGAAGACUCAAGAACAAUAUGAAAUCAAUACCAAGGAACGCAACACAGAGGCUGAAAUUCAGGGUAGCAGGGCAGCAACUAGGAACCUGAAUAGUAAGAUUAACAAAGUGGACCAUGAUUCCUUGAAGCAACAGGAAAUCAUAUACAACCAGGACUUUGCCAUACAGCAAUUAGAGAGGAGGAUCAAUCGCAUGCAGGGUGACCAUACAAAUGAAGAAAAGCUACAACUAGAAGCCAAAAUCAAAGAUCUCACAUCAGAGUUAGACUCUAAAACAAACACUAAUUCAUUGCUAAGCAACCAACUUAAGCGUCUCCAAGACGACAUUCGCAAAGUAAAGAGAACAUUAGAAAAGACAGGAGGUGAGAAAGAAGAUCUAACCAUUAAAAUUGAGGAGUUGGAUCUUCAUAACGACACAUCUAAGAAAGAAUUGAAGAGACUCGUAAGAUCAAAACAGGACUUGAUGGUGGAUGAAAAUGUACUUAAGCUGGAGAUUAAGAGAUUACGUGAUGCACUGUUCAGUAAGGCGGAUGAGGUGUAUACUCUGGAGAAGAGGAGACUGCAACUGGACACAGCAAUGAAAGAGCGCAGGAAUGAGAUCAACAUUCACAAAGACAUGCUCAGUGCCCAAGUGAAGGCAGCUGAUGAUGAGAGACAACAAAUCAGUGCUGAGUUACAUGAAAGAAUUGCCAAAAUAGAUAAACUACGCAAGAGGUAUGAGAUUCUCAUGGUAUCCAUGGCUCCACCAGAAGGAGAGGAGGAGAAGUCCCAGGCUUAUUAUGUUAUCAAGGCUGCCCAAGAGAAAGAGGAACUCCAACGUGAAGGAGACGACUAUGAUGCCAAGAUACGUAAAGCUGAAAAGGAGAUCAGAGCAUUGGAGAACACACUCAGAUUGAUGAAUUCAAGGAAUGAAACUUAUAGGAAAAGCUUUAACAAAGUUACAGACACUAGUGAUGAGAUGGAAGAAAAACAACAAUUAGAUGAACAACUACGUGCUGUCCUCGACAAAUACAAGUACAAACGUCGCCAAAUCCGUGAAAUGCAAGAGGACCUACAAACCAUGAGCCACACGCUAGACAACCUUACACGUGAUGAGGAUGCGUAUGUUGAAAUGAUGCAGGAGAAACAGAAUAAGGUCUUACAAGUCAAUAAAGAGCUGGAUGAUCAGAAAGCAAAGCUUGAUAGAGUCACAAAACAGAAUUACAAAUACGCCAGAGAGGUGCGCUCAGCUGCCAAACUGAAGAACGAUACCCCCGAGGAGAAAGAUUUUGAACUGAGAGAAAUGCGAGAUUUCAACAAGAAUGCAAUCAAAAUGUUUGGAGAUGUCACUCAACAAAACCCUGAUUUAGCUCAAAUAGUUCAUCUAUAUUUCACACAGGCUAAUCUACCUCCACCCCCUGCCCCUGGGAGUCAACCUGGCAGUCGAUUUAGUUCCCGUCCAUCCAGUGCACGUAGCAGUCUCUCCUCACGCAGUAGUGCCUCCACUGUGAAGAGCUCUCCCAGUGCGUCAAAACCAGCCGCAAUAGAUAUAGGUGGAGCUUUUGAACAAGGUGGCGCUCCUUCAUCACGCAGUUCCACUUCAAUGAGCAGUGUAAGGAGUGGCAGAAGUGGGCGGAGCCAAGCAAGCAGUAGACGAUAACCUCAUGCCAAAUAUGGUCAAUGAUACCAAAUAUGAACUGUCCAAAAAUGACAUUCCAUAACAAGAUGAAUGUUUUCAGUACAACAUUCAUUAUGUUGUAUUAACAUGUUGUAUAAAAUGUAUAAAGUGUAAAUAUUGUUAAAGCAUAUUUUAAAUAUACAGUAAAUAUUAACAUGUCUGAUUUGGCAUGUAGAAACAUAAUGUAUUUGCACAUGAAAAUGUAAUAAAUGAAAGUGAAAUGUA
Owenia fusiformis is the source of this 3209-nucleotide messenger RNA. NCBI's taxonomy places the organism in Eukaryota, Metazoa, Annelida, Polychaeta, Sabellida, Oweniidae. The record is from the annotation of a GenBank genome assembly.